Messenger RNA from Acanthosepion pharaonis, 615 nucleotides. The record is from the annotation of a GenBank genome assembly. NCBI's taxonomy places the organism in Eukaryota, Metazoa, Mollusca, Cephalopoda, Sepiida, Sepiidae.
AUGCUUUGUUCUUCAAAUGAAUUGAGGAAUCAUUUACAAAUUGAAACGAAAGAAAAGAUUAUUUAUUUUCAUUUCUUUCAAUUUCCUAUUCUAACAAUCUAUCUAUCUAUAUAUCUAUCUAUCUAUUUCUGUUCAUAUCACAUUAGUAAAUCUAUCUAUCUAUCUAAUUUGAGUCUUCUGUUUCAUUAUCUAUCUAUCUAUCUAUCUAUCUAUUUAUCUAUCUAUCUAUCUAUCUAUCUUUUGAGUAUUUAUUUAUUUAUCUAUCUAUCUAUCUAUCUAUUUAUCGACGUCUAUUUUUAUUAUCUAUCUAUCUCAGUCUGUUCAUCUCUCUCUCUCUCUCUCUAUCAUUAUUCAUAUGAUUUAAUUCAUCGGAAUAUCUAUCUAAAUAUCUAUCUAUCUCAGUCUGUUCAUAAGUCUCUCUCAAGAAAAUUCUCAGUCUGCACAUAUCUAUCAUCUAUCUAUCGAUACAUUAAAAAUUCAUGGUAUUUAAAUAUCAAUAUCUAUCUAUCUAUCUAUCUAUCUAUUAUCUGUUCAUAUCUCUCAGGAAGGCUGUUCAUAUCUAUCUAUCUAUCUAUCUAUCUUAAUCAGAUAAUCGAACAAAAACAUAUCUGCUAA